UCACGUAUGUGUUUACAUUUUGUGGUUAUCUUCAUUCUGACAUUAUAAGCCACAAAGGAACUAGUUAUAAUGGAAAAUUUAUAUUCAACGUUAGGAUGUCAAAACUUCGUUGGGGUAGAAGAGUUAAGAAGGUCAUAUCUUACUUUAGUGAAAGAAUUUCAUCCUGAUAAGCACAUAGACGAAAUCGGACACUCGUCAAAUUGUCCCAAUGAGAUUCACAAACCUGAUGUUAAAGAGGGACAAAAUGGACAAACGGUUGCGGGCAACAGACUUGAAAAAUUCAUAGCUAUCGAUAAAGCUUGGAAAAUAUUGAAAGAUAUAGAAUUGAAGGAGAAGUAUGAUUUAGUUUUAAAGCAAAGACUUUUAUGCCAGGAUUGGCCCAUUCAAGAUGAACUUGAAAUUAAUGAGUUUGAUGAAGACACACCCAAUUAUGUUCACGUGUGCCGUUGUGGUGGAAAAUAUAUUUUGAAUUCUACUGAUGUUCGAUUUCAUUUAGACUAUGUUUGCUGUGAUAGUUGUUCUUUGUGUGUAAAAAUUUUAUAUUUACAAGAAUUUCCUGAUUAAAAAUUUAAUUUAAUA
Messenger RNA from Lottia gigantea (owl limpet), 579 nucleotides. RefSeq lists its product as hypothetical. The transcript has a single exon. NCBI's taxonomy places the organism in Eukaryota, Metazoa, Mollusca, Gastropoda, Lottiidae. Bases 70 to 564 code for a protein of 164 amino acids. Gene Ontology annotation, molecular function: ferrous iron binding; ATPase activator activity. Gene Ontology annotation, biological process: positive regulation of ATP-dependent activity. The record is from RefSeq and is a predicted model, not a curated record.